This is a messenger RNA of Aphanomyces invadans, 597 nucleotides long. RefSeq lists its product as hypothetical. The coding region runs from base 103 to 450 and encodes 115 amino acids. The record is from RefSeq and is a predicted model, not a curated record. NCBI's taxonomy places the organism in Eukaryota, Oomycota, Saprolegniomycetes, Saprolegniales, Verrucalvaceae. The transcript has a single exon.
GUGGCAUUGGCGUCCUCCAUCGCAUCCUUUGCUAGGUGUUUGAAAGUUCUGGAGCUGGCAGUUGGGCCGUCGCGUCGGCCAUUUUGAUAUUCGACACCGACCAUGCAGCGGAGCAACUCGUUGACGGACGCGACACCGCCAUCCAGAGCCAGCCCGUGGCGAAGGUACAGCACGCCAUUGCCGGAACCAGUGGGGAAUGAUGGGAUCGACCCGGAUGCUCUCCAAGGGCGAUGCCGAAGCCUCACGCAAGAACGAGACUUGCUCCGCGAACGGCUCUUGGAAAAAGCCAUGCGAGAGGCCGAGCACGAAAUGAUGAUCCAGGGACUGCAAGACCAACUUGCGAAACUCACCGUGCUGUCUGUGAAGCGCCAGAGUCGAUACGAAGAGCUUCUGCAAGCGUACCAGGAGUUCAAGAAAGCCGCCAUGUCAGAAAUUCAUGACGACGUGUGACGGCGGACCCAAUCAUCCCGCGGAGCUCCUUCACCACGAUGAUUCACAGCGAUCCGCAUCUUGCUUCAUGUAGUCUUAAGUGUCGUUGAACUAUGUCUAGUCCAUCCAGUCGCGUUCUGUCCGUUGUGUCAUUCCAACACCGCGGCC